Oncorhynchus kisutch (coho salmon) is the source of this 1178-nucleotide messenger RNA. Its product is annotated as microfibril-associated glycoprotein 4-like. Gene Ontology annotation, molecular function: protein-macromolecule adaptor activity; extracellular matrix structural constituent. The transcript has 5 exons. Gene Ontology annotation, cellular component: fibrinogen complex. NCBI's taxonomy places the organism in Eukaryota, Metazoa, Chordata, Actinopteri, Salmoniformes, Salmonidae. The record is from RefSeq and is a predicted model, not a curated record. The coding region runs from base 1 to 693 and encodes 230 amino acids. Gene Ontology annotation, biological process: blood coagulation; fibrinolysis; platelet aggregation.
AUGAAGGUCUUUUUGCUCCUGUCUCUGCUGGCUCCUGUAGCCGUCCUCUCUCAGUUCUACCUCCCUCUAGACUGUGAUGAACUCUAUCAAUAUGACAACACCAAACCCAGUGGGGUGUACACCAUCUACCCUGGGGGUCCCACCACCCCCUUACACGUCUACUGUGACAUGAACACGGAGGGAGGGAGGUGGACUGUGUUCCAGAGGAGAAUGGAUGGAACAGAGAACUUCUUCAGACCCUGGGAAACCUACAAAUCUGGCUUUGGGAACGUGGCUGGAGAAUACUGGCUUGGUCUGGACAACAUCUUCCUCCUGACGAUGAGGAAGAAGAAUGAGCUGAGAGUGGACAUGGAGGACUUUGAGGGAGGGAAAGUUUCUGCUAAAUACACGUCCUUCUCCAUUGAUCCUGAGAACUACGGAUACACACUGAGACUGGGCAGUUAUGUAGACGGAGGGGCAGGUAAUACUUCAUCAGCUUUAACAUCAUCGUCACCUAUGGCUACUAUACUAUUGUCUGUUGGUGCCUGUACGCAUGCUAACCCUAACUCCCUGUACGCCCCACAUCAGGGAACUUCUUUAGCUAAUAUGAAGUUUUUUUGGCAGCACUGGAAAGGGGUAGACUACUCUCUGAAAAGCAUUUCCUUUAAGAUCAGGGCUGUCUCUGAUGCUGUGGCUGUUCAGGAGCAGGAGUAACAUACCUGACUCUAUCAGUCCUGACCUAAUGUCACCAUCUCUAAAUGACUCCACAAAUACAAUGUGGAGGAGGGGGCACCAGAGCUAGCCAGUCACUACAUUAUCACUGUAACACUAACACCUAGAGAACAAUAUGGUCACUACAUUAUCACUGUAACACUAACACCUAGAGAACAAUAUGGUCACUACAUAAUCACUAUAACACUAACACCUAGAGAACAAUGCAGUCACUACAUUAUCACUAUUACACUAACACCUAGAGAUCAAUACGGUCACUACAUUAUCACUGUAACACUGACACCUAGAGAACAAUAUGGUCACUACAUUAUCACUGUAACACUAACACCUAGAGAACAAUACGGUCACUACAUUACACUGACACCUAGAAAACAAUAUGGUCACUACAUUAUCACUAUUACACUGACACCUAGAGGACAAUACAGUCACUACAUUACACUAACACCUAGAGAACAAUAUGGUCACUA